AUGCCGCCGCCGCAGUUCGGGUCGCUGCCACACAUCUCACGGGAUCCAUCGCUAAUGACCUUCCAGCCUCGUCCUUACCCUCCUCCAGGCCCAGCUCCUUACAUGCAGAACGGCUCUGGCCCCGUUCCCGGCGCUCGUCCUCUCUUGCCAGAUAAUGGCCGUGUGAUCCAGUCCGGUCCCACUCGAGUUCUUUGCAUAGCGGAUGUUCGAGGCAACCUGCAGUCUCUGAACGACCUUGCGAAAACUGCAAACGCCGACUACAUUCUUCACACUGGAGACUUCGGUUUCUAUGAUAACACCUCUCUAGAGAGAAUAGCCGACAAGACCCUCAAGCAUGUCGCGCAAUAUUCUCCCCUCAUCAGUGACCAUGUCAAGCGCCAGAUCAACCAGCCGCCUCAGGGCCAGCCUGCGAAAUCCAUCAAGAGCAUGUUCUCGCAAGACCAGCUGCCCCUCUCGCAAUUGCCGCUACUUCUCAACAAGAGCAUCACUCUCGAUGUCCCGGUCUACACUGUCUGGGGUGCUUGCGAGGAUGUAAGAGUCUUGGAGAGAUUCCGCUCCGGCGAGUACAAGGUCGACAACCUGCACAUCAUCGAUGAGGUCAACUCGCGGUUGCUUGAGAUCGGCGGAGUCAAGCUGCGCCUACUGGGCCUUGGUGGUGCUGUCGUUAUCCACAAGCUCUUCGACAACGGUGAAGGCAAGACCUACAUCGCCGGUGGCCAGGGUACGAUGUGGACCACCCUGCUUCAGAUUGGCGCUCUCAUCGACACUGCCAACCGUGUCUACGAUCCUUCGGAAACCCGCAUCUUUCUUACUCACGCCUCGCCUGCGAGAGACGGUAUCCUCAACCAGUUGUCAGUGACCUUGAAGGCUGAUUUCUCAAUCUCUGCCGGCCUCCACUUCCGCUAUGGCUCAUCGUACAACGAGUUCUCUGUCAAUCCUUCCUUGGAUCACUACCGUGGGAAACUUGCCGCUUCCAAGGCGUCCUUCAAUGACGUGUGGGAGACUGUGCGCGCCGAUGUCGAGCAAGCCAUCGAGACCAAUCCUAGUCACAAGCUUUUGCUCAGCCAAGCGCUCGAGAUCAUCGAGAAGAUGCCUGCGACGGCUAACGGUGGCAAUCCAUUUGGCGGUCCUGUCGGUGGCAACCCUGCUGCCGGCCAAGUCGACGAAUCCGCCUUCAAGAACAUGUGGAAUUUCAACUUGGCAGAUGCAGCUUUCGGCUACCUGGUUCUAGAGGUCGAUGGCGGUCGUAUCGGAACUGAGAUGCGAGCUCAAGGUUUCAACUUUGCGCACCGCAGUGGCAAGCCCACUCAUUCUCUUCCCCAACAAGCUGCUCCUGUUGCGCCAGUCACUGCUCCUCAAGGUCCUCCUACGGGUCCUGCUCAAGGUCGCCCUGCGUUCACCGCUCCACCUCAGCCUUUCCCGCAGCCUCCUAGACCUCAGCAACAGCAGCAUCGUAACACUGCGGGUCCCGGUGGCAAGGCCAGCACCCCUCCAACUGCUGCGUCUCCGGCCCCUCCUGUCACUCAGGCCAAGCCGAUGACCCCUCAGCCAUCCACUACUGCUGUACCCACGACCAGUACUCCGGCUAACACCAACGGCACUGCUGAAAAGGGUGACGACAAGAAGCCUGCCAGCCCGGCGGCUGUCGACCGCAAGCAGUCCACAGCUCUUUACUUGAGUCACGCUGAUAGUGAAGCCGCUGCGCGCGAAUAUAUCCCAGACCCCCACAAAGAGAAAAUCAAGUCCCUUAUGUCGUGGGGUAAAUUCCACAGCGCCUGGAAGAUCAAUUUCGACACCAAUGAAGACGCUGCUGCCGCGCUCAAGGCCGGCCAAGAUGAGAUCCAGAACAAACGCAAGGACGGCACUGCCAAGUUGCCUUCGCUCAGCUUCUUCAUGGAUAAGAGCGAUCGAUUCCAUCGUGACACCCCUUCUACGGGUGCAGGUUUCCGAGGCACUUCUCAGGCUGCCAGUGCUGGGUCAACCCCGCGCGGUGGCCACCAGAGUGGCGCUGCAUCUGACUCCGAUGGUGGUAACCGCGGUCGCAGUAGCUUCCGCGGUGGCCGUGGCCGUGGUCGUGGCGACGAUCGGGGCGGCCGUGGUGGACGUGGUCGUGGCGGCUUCCCGAACAAGGGCGACAGCGACAGCAAGCCCGUGGAAUCGAAGCCUGCUGAAGCGAAGUCAGGCGAUGCUGCUUAG
Molecule: messenger RNA, 2196 nt
Organism: Cyphellophora europaea CBS 101466
Lineage: Eukaryota; Fungi; Ascomycota; Eurotiomycetes; Chaetothyriales; Cyphellophoraceae
Exons: 3
Coding region: 1-2196 (731 amino acids)
Source: RefSeq, a predicted model, not a curated record